Triplophysa dalaica is the source of this 6129-nucleotide messenger RNA. RefSeq names its product gasdermin-E-like. Lineage: Eukaryota; Metazoa; Chordata; Actinopteri; Cypriniformes; Nemacheilidae. Gene Ontology annotation, biological process: programmed cell death. The transcript has 10 exons. The record is from RefSeq and is a predicted model, not a curated record. Bases 4162 to 5562 code for a protein of 466 amino acids. Gene Ontology annotation, cellular component: cytoplasm.
UUAAAAGUUUUGUUUUACGCUUGUUUACUUUAUUUUAUGCUUCGUCGGAUGAUCUUAUUGAAAUAUAGUAAAAUAAUAUUAUGAGGCUUUAAAGGAUAAAGCAAAGCAGUCUGUGAAUAUAACGGGGACGCCCACUAAGUCUUGAUAUGUGUUUAUGUCGUCUGGGAAAACAAGCUAUUCGAGCUAGAGAUUUAUAUUUGCUCUUGUUUUACACUUGAAGAAACGUCAAUGUGUGGCGUUCUUCACCUCUAAUAAGUUUACUGCCGAAUAAACAGAUGGAGUUGUGGAAAUUCAAGAAAAGGCGGAUAUGUGACAUUACGUUACUCAAGUGUAUGUGCGUUAAAAACAGUAACCUCAACUUUCAGUUCCGAAACAGAGGUGAAAUCCGCAAAAAUGUCAAACUAACCACGAAAAAAAAAGUUUUUACCAUCGUUUUUUUACGGAAGCCGAUAGGUUUCGCUGAGCUGCAACGGAAGAAAACGCAUGUUUGUGUUGCGAGUAUUUGCAGGACAUGUGUCACCAAACUAAGGAAGUGGCUUUGUGAAUUUGAUGGUGUUUUUCUAUUUGCAUGUGUAUCCUUACGUUGCAGCCCGGAGACACCUAUCGGCUUCCGUAGUUUUUACUAUGGAAAGAGCACAGAUUUUAAGAUUAGGUGGUUCAAAUACAGAUGUGAAAUUUGUAAAGCUUUUUUUAUUUUUAGUGCAUGAUUUUUCAUAGUCAGGUAUGUGCCAUUUUCAGGAUUGUCCCAUCAAUAAUGCUACAUAUUCCUCAUAAAUGGGCAUGUGAAAAUUUAUAUAAGGUAACUAUUUCAUGUUUUGUAAAGGGGCAACCCUUCUACAUUCAUUGGGUAUUAUUGCUUCAGGAUUGUGCAUUUUAUUUUACAGAAAUCCUGCAAAGUUUAUCGUACCCCAAAAAAACACAUCCUUUUUUUGUCCAUAACACAUUCUUAUUUCCCUUUUUUAAAAUGUUAUUUUUUUUCAUAGACUUUUUUAUCUUUAGACUCUACAAGGGACUCAACGAGGGUUCAGUAAAAUAUAAAUAGAUGGUUCAAUAUAAUCGUAACAAAUUAAUUCUCUGAGCAUUUUUAUGUCACGUCCAGUAUCCACCAUUUUCCUCACGCAGUGCAAAACUUUUCCUUCGCAUAGAGUUGAUCAGGUUGUUGAUUGUGGCCCAAACAUGCUCAAUGGUUGACAUGUCCGGGGAGUAUGCUGGCCAUGCAAGAACCGGGAUGUUUCCAGCUUCCAGGAAUUGUGUAUAGAUCCUUGCAACAUGGGGUUGUGCAUUAUCAUGCUGCAACAUGAGGUAACGGUCGUGGAUGAAUGGGCCUCAGCAUCUCGUCACGGUAUCCCUGUGCAUUCAAAAUGGCAUAAAUUAAAUGCACCUGUCUUCAUUGUCCAGAACAUACACCUGCCUAUACCAUAACCCCACCACCACCAUGGGCCACUCGAUCCAUAACGUUGACAUCAGCUACCGCUCAUCAACACAAUGCAAUACUCGCUGUCUGCCAUCUGUGAAAACCGGGAUUCAUCCGUGAAGAGAACCCUCUCCGAAGUACUAGACGCCAUUGAAUGUGAGCGUCUGCCCACUCAAGUCGGUUACGACGACGAACUGCAGUCAGGUCGAGACCCCAAUGAGGACGACAAGCGUGCAAAUGAGCUUUCCUGAGACAGUUUCUGACAGUUUGUGCAGAAAUUCUUUGGUUUUGCAAACAAAUUGUUGCAGCAGCUGUCCGGAGUAGGUGGUCUCAGAUGAUCUUGGAGGUGGAGAUGCUUGAUGUGGAGGUCCUGGGCGGGUGUGUUAACACGUGGUCUGAAGUUGUGAGGCCGGUUGGAUGUACUGCCAAAUUCUCUGAAACGCCUCUGGAGAUGGUUUAUGGUAGAGAAAUUAACAUUCAAUUCACCGGCAACAGCUCUGGGGGACAUUCCUGCAGUCAGCAUGCCAACUGUACGCUCCCUCAAAACUUGUGGCAUUUGUGGCAUUGUGCUGUGUGAUAAAACUGCACAUUUUAAAGUGGCCUUUUAUUGUGGCCAGCCUAACGCACACCUGUGCGAUUAUCAUCCUGUCUUAUCAGAAUUUUGAUAUACCACACCUGUGAGGUGCAUGGAUUUUCUCGGCAAAGGAGAAGUGCUCACUACUAACACAGAUUUAGACAAAUUUGUGAACAAUAUUUCAGAGAAAUAGGCAUUUUGUGUGCAUAGAAAAAGUCUCAGCUCAUGAAAAAUGGCGGCAAAAACAUAAGUGAUGCGUUUAUAAUUUUGGCCAGAGUAAGUUAAAGGAAGUUAGUAAGAAUGUUAAGAAUUUCCUGUAACAAUUUUAAGAAUGUCAAGUGCUAUUCUUAAAAAAUUCUUAAGAAGUUCUCAAGUAAUUCUAAUAACAUCCUCAUUUUUUUGUAAGAAUAAAAUGGCAGGUGUGGUCAAUGAUUAUACUCGCUUAAGAGGCGAUCAUAAGUGUUCACCAAAAUUUUAGUUAACAUUGCAAUAUGAUAUAAAUAUUAUAAUACUAAUUUGUGAAUAACAACGUCCUUUGGUACCCUACCCAGAAGGUACAUCUGUAAGAUGUCUGUUAAAGAUCUGUCAUACAGAUCGUACAGACAUCUCAAUUUCUACAUGACAUCUCACAGCAGACGUCUCCAAGACGUAUUGCAGAUGAGCAAACAAUAAAAAAACAUCUUGCAGACGUCAAAUAGACGCAUCCUAGAUGUAUGUGUGCUAUCAUGGUCUGCUAUGUUUCACGUCCCUUUAUUACAGAAUAAAUGUAAAAAUCGCCUUUUUUUUCUAUUAAUAAAGGCUAAAUAUUAGCAAAUCAAUUUGAACAUCAAUUUAUCAAUAUGAAAUUCAACAACUGCAAGGAAACAGUGGAAACUGUACGAUUUCUGAUUCAGCACGAUUUGUUUCAAUCCUUCAUUGUAGUCAUUGGCAUCUUGAAAAAACCAAGGCCGAAACACCGAAAGAAAUUAUGCCAAUUAUUAGUACCCUUACAUUUAUGGCUAUGACAGUGUGCUAACUUUACUAAAAUCAAGGCAUUGCAAUUGCAUAAAUUAAUAUUAAAGUUUCAAAGAAUAAAUCAAUUACAAUUUAUGCAAAUAUUCAUUUAGCACAUUGCAGCAAUACACUGUAUAAAAUAAAAUAAAAUCUAAAAUGUUUAACUUGACCCCUCUCAUCUGUACAUUAAAUAAUAAUGUACUGGCCUGCUGAAAGGUUGUAAAAUUAAAUGUUCUCUCAUAAGUGCAUUUAAAAAUAAAAAUCUGUGGGACUACUACAAGAAAGUGCAUUCUGAACAAGUGCAACUGCUUAAAGAUACAAUAAUAUUUUCUCUGUAGGCCUUCAAAAUAAUAGUGUAUCAAAACAAAGACUGCCAUAGCCCAUAUGUUAACUGUAUCUGAAACAACAACAAAUGCAGCAAGAAUUACAGCUGUGCAAAGUGGAUAAUAAAUAUUUAUACACUAUCUUUUAAUCUUAUAGUCACAUAUAUAGCCUACUUAUUAUUUGAGGCACUUUCUUGCAGGAUUUCACUGAACAUAUCAGACAACGAGGGUGCAUGCCCCUCAUCUUGUGCAGAGAGAUGAGACUUUUUUUCUGCCCUCUGAUCUCCUUCUCCUGCUAUGUGCGCUGCUCCGUCUCCACGCGGGUUCUCCCCAUCCUUCGCGCCCUCGAUCAUUUCUCGUGCGCGCUGUUUGUGUAAUCACAACAUUUAGGCCGUGUUGUUUCGGUGAUUAAAGUCUUUCAGCCGAAAACCGAAAAUGCACUUUUGGGCCAUUUUCGGCCGAAAAAUUUCGGUGCAUCCCUACUUUGUACUGAAGACUUCUCAUUAGCUAAAUAAAUGAAACUACUCUGCAUUACAACUCUUUGGAUUAGUAACUUGUUGAUCAAGAAGAAAUCACUGGAAGAACUAGUCUGUUUGUUUUUUUAUGAUUUCGACACGUAAGUGAAACCCCUGCAGCGUUUUUAGAGGUGCAUUCGACUUUAUGCAAUGCUGCCUGCGGAGACCGAUAGACGUAUGACAUCAAAGAAUCGCGAGAGCUCAUGUGAAUAACAAAUGCGACACACCGAGGUCUACGCACAGUGCCGAAUAUCUACGCAGUCGAACGCAGAUCUCUACAGAGUCACCAAACCGCUUCUUCUACCACAACUGCUUCAGUAGGGUUACAAGAACAAACAGGGGAUGCUUGAUAAAGCAAUAAAGCAGCUGGUCCGACAGAGUGAUCCUGAUGGUGAUCUGAUUCCAGCCAGUUUUAACGAUUCAAGGAAACUCGAGCUGCUUGCUGUGGUGUGGAAGAAGCCAAAAACGUGGUUCUUCGGGAAAGAUAAAUACAGAGUCACGGACUUUGAUCUUAAUCACCUUCUGGAGAAGGGUUGUAGGCCUAUAGAACCUGAGCGGAAGGAAGGAGAAUUUCUGAAAUUGAAUGCAACAUACCAAAACUAUGGAAGUGGAUCAGUGGAGGUGGGAGAUGAAGCACUAAAUGUGACUGGAUUGGGCAGUUCUAAACUGCACUUCUCUUUCGACACACUCGGAAAGGAAUAUAUGGAUAUUCCAAAACUUCUGGAGGACUCCCAAGGCAGGAAGGUGGAUCUCAGUCAUGGUUUAAUUAAGCAAUUUUUAAAAGGGAAACUAUUGUUAACCCUCCUCAAAGAGCGAAUCUUUACUACCUGUGAGAGUACCAUCUCUUAUAGUGGACAGGAGCAGGGCAGCUGUUCUUCUACUUUGAAAGGACAUUCAAAGAUGAUGUCAAUGAAAGCGAAGGGUGAACUAAAACGUAACUCUGACCAAAUAAUGACCAUCCCAGCACGCACUGUAGUUGCAUACAGUGUCAUUAAAAUGAUGAUCAGCAGUGAUGGCUACAUUGAGUUGUGUUUUGAACCGGAUGGAAUUGAGUCGGAUGACAUAUCCGAGGAUCCAGAUUAUUCAGAAGUGGAUGGUCCUUGGGGACUACAAAAGAUUGAAGAAGGGUGCUCAAUUAGUUCCCUUAAAACAGCACUUUUAGAUGUUCAGACUAGGUUUUGUGUGCUGACUGAUCUGACUUCUGAGUGCCGCUCCACCUUACUGCUUAAUUUGAGGGAAAUUCUAUUGGACCAAACCUCCCUGUCAGUGUUGGUGGAUAGGCUUGAGGUUCUAAGGAGAGGUGAAGAUCAAUUACUCCAAAACGAGUUUGAAGAUGAGAACGAUAUUAUUUGUGAAGUUUUAGAGUUACUGUCUGAACCAGACAACAGCGAGCAAAUUCUGGUGGCAAUGCAUAAGCUGCUCAGUGCCAUUGAGGAGUUGACGGAUGAUGGAUUACAACUGUUAGAAAGUUUCUGCUCCCCUGAGGGCCUUAGAAGCCUGCAAGACUUAGUAAAUCUCCUGAUGGCUAACUCAGAGCCACUCUCAAAAGACACAAUACCUGUUUUCUUACAGAAAGAAGACACAUUCCACAGAGUUGUCGACCUUUUUAAAUCAUGCAAUGUUUUACUAAAGAGAGAAGAUGAUUUAAUGUUUGCAGACGUUACAUGUGAAAAGGGAUUCCUACCGUAUGUUCUGUGUAUUGCCAUCAGUGGUCUUUCAUGCCUCAUUGACGGUAACGUUUAGUGUACUCGUGUGUGUUCUCAGAAUGACUAAAAGGUUAAUAAUGGACAUUUUCUUGCUCAUGUAACCGUUUGCACUCAUUUUAUCUUUCAUAAUUUUAGAAUGGUAAUCCACAAGAUAUUUUUAGAUGUUGUCCCUUUAAUCAGUUAUAUUUACUUUAAUUUGGUAAUAUGAAGUUUUCUUAUAGACAGACAUUAACCAAUUUACAAAAAUAUCCUAUACAAGAAUAUGCACUUUUUACCUGUUGUUUUUGAAGGCUUUUUGUUAUAUUCAUUUUUUUUAAACCUUAAAGACAUGCUUUUUUUCUACUAAGUGUUCUCUGAAAUGACAAAUAGUAUAAAAAGGUUUGAAUUGUUUUUUUAUAAUAUACUAAAAUCUGUUAUGCUUUGGAACUGAAAAUAGUAAAUUAUGUACAGUAUGUCAUUUAUGUAUGUAAGUAAAAACCUUUGUGACACUACACAUAUUGCCUGAUUUAAGAGAACUGCCUUUUUUAUUAUGCAAAUAUGUGAAUUAUUAGUUUUACACUUCAAAAUAGUGUACAUAUAUCUUCAAUAAAGUCUGUAUUACUCA